Molecule: messenger RNA, 2386 nt
Organism: Doryrhamphus excisus (bluestripe pipefish)
Lineage: Eukaryota; Metazoa; Chordata; Actinopteri; Syngnathiformes; Syngnathidae
Gene: syt4
Product: synaptotagmin IV
Biological process (GO): calcium ion-regulated exocytosis of neurotransmitter; vesicle fusion
Cellular component (GO): plasma membrane; synapse; exocytic vesicle
Molecular function (GO): clathrin binding; SNARE binding; calcium-dependent phospholipid binding
Source: RefSeq, a predicted model, not a curated record
GAUGAGGAAGAGUGGGGUGUCGCCUCCCCGUCCACACACACACAAACGCACGCACAAGCGGAAAAGGAGCGAACAAUCUUCUCCAUCUCUAUCCUAAUUCUAGCAGCUUCCAGAACCCAUCCUCCUCUUCCACAUCCAUUAGUUAGUGGAAUCAAGCGUUGAACACGUCCGGUACCUUAAGACCCAUCAGAACCUCGGACAGCAUCCAUGGCUCCAAUGAUGCUGGAGGACGGAGCCCAGCCCGUGGCGGUCCCAGCUGGUGUUGCCAUGGUGAGCGUCUUCGGCCUCGUCUUCACCGCGUCAGCCUUUGCGUGGAUCUGCUGCCAGCGCAAAAACACCAAAAGCCAAAAAACGCCCCCGUACAAGUUUGUGCACAUGCUCAAAGGCGUUGACAUCUACCCAGAGAGCCUCAGCGGCAAGAAGAAUUUUGCCGCCUCGACCGCCAUGUCAGCUAAUGAAGUCAGUAAAACGGACGUGAACGGGAAUAUGCCACCCAGCCCCAAGCUGAGCCCAGGCGGGUCCAGGGUGGCCCUGCAUCUCGACUUGGAGAAACGGGACCUGAACGGCAACUUCACCACCAAACCUUUCCACCACCACAAGGUGCGCAGCUCCCCCGACUUGGAGCUAUCUUCCCCACACGCCGGUUUCGCCCAGCCUGGUGGGAUGUACUGCCGGGACCCCCCGUCGCCAUCCAGCACCCUUUCCAGCCAAGCACCCACUCCCGCUGUGGAUAAAACUCAAGUGGAAGAGAGGGAGCGGAGGCUUGGGACACUCCACUUUGCUUUGGAGUACCAACCUGAGAAGAAGGCCUUCAUUGUCCAUAUUAAGGAAGCCCAUGGCCUGAGUCCGACUGAUGAGCAGUCGCUGACCUCUGACCCCUAUAUCAAGCUGACGCUACUGCCAGAGAAGAAGCACCAAGUGAAGACCAGAGUCCUCAGGAAGACUUUAGACCCGAUGUUUGACGAGACCUUCAGGUUCUACGGGAUCCCACUGGCCAGGGUGUCGGAGCUGGCUCUCCAGUUCAUGGUGCUCAGCUUUGACAGGUUCUCCAGGGACGAGAUCAUCGGCGAGACACUGGUGCCACUGUCGGGAAUCGACCUGUCUGAAGGACCUGUGCUGAUGAGCCGGGAGAUCAUCAAGAGGAAUAUCAAGAAGUCCUCCGGCCGAGGCGAGCUGCUUCUCUCCUUGUGUUACCAGUCCACCACCAACACUCUGACCGCGGUCGUCCUCAAGGCCCGUCACCUGCCCAAGACUGACAACAACGGCCCCACAGAUCUGUAUGUGAAAUUGAAUCUGUACCACGGGAAGAAGCGGGUGUGCAAGAAGAAGGCCGACGUGAAGAAGUGCACGCCCAACCCCGUCUUCAACCAGCUCUUCACCUUUGACCUGCCCUCUGAUGAGGGCCUGAGAGACACCAGUGUGGAGCUGCUGCUGAUGCAGUCGGAUUCAGGCAAGUCCCGCUGCCCAAAGCCGGUUCUCGGGCGCCUGGUAAUGGGAACAUCGGCGGCGGGCACCGCUGGCGAGCACUGGCGGGAGAUUUGUGAUCACCCGCGCCGCCAGAUCGCCAAGUGGCAAGCGAUGUCUGAGGAUUAACAAGCUGGAUGUCUCGUUGUGCGGCUGAAUGAAGGUGGGCGGGACUUAGCGUCCUGCUUAACUUGUACCCAUUGGACGUGAGGGCGGUGAGGGUGGGGGGGAGGGGACUAAAGUGAUGUCAUCAAUCAAUCAAUCACUCAUCUUUGAAGUUAUUGGUAUAGCGAAUGGAGUGGGACUUAGCCAUCAGGACCCCAUAAAGUUAAUGGAGCCCAAAGACUGCGUCCAACAUCCCGGUGUUUGGAGUACCAACACACGGCAGGUUGUCAUGGUAACCGUGUGCUUAGACGUCUCUUCAUUUUCUUCCUCCUUAUCAAAAGCUGUAAAAAAAAUGUGCAUUAUUUCCAUUUAUUUCACAACAACAAAUAUAGAGAUUUAAUUUAUUAUUAUCUUUUUUUUUUACUCCUCUGGGUGGACUUGAAUAUGUUUUGUAAUUAUAAUUGGUAUUCUUAUAUCGUUAAAUAUAAAGCCUAAAUUAGGUGGUUUUGAGUGAGGACUGCAGCAGACCAUGUGUUUUUGUUUUUGAUGCAGUAAAAUUGAGACUGUGCAAAUGGACGCUUGCGCGCGUGUGUGUGUGUGCAUUACAAUGUUUACUGUCGGUGUUGUGUCCCCUCUACUGUGAGCACAAAGAAAUGUAAAUGUAAGUACCCUCAAAUUAAAUAGAGAAAAGAACAAGCUGUCUUUAUUUCUCUUGAGUGUGAUACUAAUAAUGUAUACUUACAAUUGAUUUUUGAAAUGAAGGAAAACCAAACAAAUAUGAAUAAUAAAUAAAAGGCCUGAUGACGUAACCACUGAA